GGUUCAUUGGAAAAAGCGGUUACCCGCCCGUGCAGACACUUGGUGACACAAAUCAAGCACACAAUUGCUGUCGUCACCUGACCGCGCGAAUACGGGAUAGAAACAAGUAAUCUCUGGCGGCAGACGCCGUCCAUCGUUGAAACAGAAGGCUUGUAUAUUACAUUGUUUAUGAGAGCGUUGUCGAAACAAACAAGUGAUUAUUCGUCACCACAGGGAGAGAAACACGAAAUGGAGGGAUUUGGAGUUUAUGCUGUCUUCGGAUUAGACGCCCCGCCUCAACGGUUGCUGAGCGGUGAAGGGCCUCACCGUGUGUCAGUUGCAGUUCCGCCGACUGUCCACCAAGUGGUGCUGUUUAGCAGCGGACCGUGGCGGGACAGAAUCUGCGUCAACGCGGACCUCUACGAUGCUCAGCAGACCCCCAUCACCAUCGGCAAACUGACUCCUUAUAACAGAUGUCUGUCAUGGGAGCAGUGGGAAGAGGAGACGUGGACAAAUGGUGUCACUCUGCAUGUCACUCUGGAAGGACAGAUGGUAAGAGAUCACUUGUCAGAACCUGCCGUCAUCUUGGCUGUGAAGGAGCACACACCUAAAAAUGCCGUGGCUGCCCUUGCACACCAUGAACUCAACAGCAAGAAGAAAAGAAAGCGAGCGGAUGGAGAAAAGGAUGUAAAGAUGGUGGAGGAAGAGGAGGAGAAUGUGUGUCCCAACAGCAGCCUGGACCGAACGACGCCUGUUAGAAAAGUCAGGGGUCAUGCCAAAGGAGCCCAGAAGCUCUUCCCUGACAGUGGAGAUGCAGCCAAGAGUAAAGGAGGAGAUGUGCAAGGGAAUGUGGGAAGGACACCACCCCAAAGUGGAGCCAGGUCCAAGAGCAGACUGGCCAAGACACCCACACACACUGCAUCACUGGGGAGUCCCUCUGGACGCUGGGGGCAAACGCUGUGUCCCAUUGAUGCCCAGACUGCCAUCUUGAUUGGAGGACAAGGAGCCAGGAUGCAGUUCUGCAAAGAUCCAAUGUGGAAGCUCUGCACGGAGGACAUGUCCUGGAUGGCGGCUGAGACGCUAGCACAAGGUCCCACUCCUGAGUCCAGGAUCGGCCACUCGUCCGUUUACGACCCAGACUCAAAGCGGAUCUUCGUGUUUGGAGGUUCCAAAAACAAGAAGUGGUUCAAUGACGUCCACAUCCUUGACACGCAGAGCUGGAAGUGGACCAUGGUGGAGGCCCAAGGGAAGGUUCCCCCUCUGGCUUACCACAGCUGUAGCAUGUUUCGGGGGGAACUCUUUGUGCUGGGAGGUGUCUUCCCUCGGCCCAACCCGGAACCGGACGGCUGCAGCGACUCUUUGUACAUUUUUGACCCCCAGCUGUCUAUCUGGUACCAGCCUAUCGUCAUUGGUGACACCCCCUCACCCCGUUCUGGUCACUCGGCAUGUGUGAUGCAGGAGGGGAGGAUAUACAUAUUUGGCGGGUGGGACACGCCAGUGUGCUACAACGACAUGUUUGUGUUGGACCUCGGUCUGAUGGAGUUUUCUACUGUGCAGACAAGUGGAAAAGCCCCUUCCCCCAGAUGCUGGCAUGGUAGCGCCGUCCUCUCCAAUACCAAGUUCUUGAUCUACGGCGGCUACAACGGAAACAAUGCUCUCAGUGACGCCUUCGUCUUUGACACAGAUACAAAUAUUUGGACGGAAGUGACGCUCCCGCAGCUAUCCGUGGCCAGGGCAGGUCAUUCCUUCAUUACCAUGGAGAUGGACCAGGCCUCCGGGAGUAAAACUCUGCUGGUGUUUGGGGGCGGAGACAACGAGGGAACGUUUUAUGCUGAUGUGACCACAGUCACUGCAGAGGAGCUGCUUGCUCUCCUUUGAUGGUGUGACGUGAUGCUUGUUUUUAUUUAUAAGCAUAUACAGUAAUCCCUCCUUUAUCACGGUUAAACGGUUCCAGGCCCGACCACAAUCCAAAUAUGCAGUUUUCAUAGUUAUAUACGUAGACACAAAUACAUAGAAGACCUUCUACAUACAGUACACGUUUUCACAUGAUGAUCACAUGACCAAUCACUUUCAUAUUAGCCAAUAUAGUAGCUAUAAUCACAGUGUGUUGUCAGAUUGUUCCGUCUAGCACUUGUAUGUUUCACCUACUGACACAGAGUGACCCGUGUAGCAUGGCAAAACAUUUUGGCCAAAAAAUAGGCCAGAAAUAUUUAAAACUUGAUUAAAUAUGCAUCCUUUUUUUUUUUUUUACAAAUAGGUCUUAUUCAACAUCAAAACAGCAUGAUUUUUGAAAAAUCCCGACAAGUGUGAGGCCAUGAGAUUAAAACUGUGAUGUGGUGAGGGACAACUGUAUACUCUACAUUUUUACUUUCAGCUUUUCCUUCCUUUUGCAUACUUUUUUGGUUUCUGCUUUUGGUUUUCUAUUUCAAUCGGGAACUUUGUAUAUACUUAUAUAAAACUAACAAAACAAAUGUAUUUUGUCGUGCAUGACAGAAAUAAAUUGUG
Molecule: messenger RNA, 2484 nt
Organism: Doryrhamphus excisus (bluestripe pipefish)
Lineage: Eukaryota; Metazoa; Chordata; Actinopteri; Syngnathiformes; Syngnathidae
Gene: krcp
Product: kelch repeat-containing protein
Molecular function (GO): protein binding
Source: RefSeq, a predicted model, not a curated record